Molossus molossus (Pallas's mastiff bat) is the source of this 6322-nucleotide messenger RNA. It is a transcript of the gene FBXO32, whose product is annotated as F-box protein 32. Bases 87 to 1154 code for a protein of 355 amino acids. Gene Ontology annotation, biological process: protein ubiquitination. The record is from RefSeq and is a predicted model, not a curated record. Gene Ontology annotation, cellular component: cytoplasm; nucleus; SCF ubiquitin ligase complex. Lineage: Eukaryota; Metazoa; Chordata; Mammalia; Chiroptera; Molossidae. Gene Ontology annotation, molecular function: protein binding. The transcript has 9 exons.
CGUCCACCCAGGGCGGCGCGUCCCCGAGGCCGCGGGCGGGUCGGUCCAGCAGUCUGUCGCGUGCUGCGGCGCGUCCGCGCGGUGCCAUGCCGUUCCUCGGGCAGGACUGGCGGUCCCCUGGGCAGAGCUGGGUGAAGACGGCUGACGGCUGGAAGCGCUUCCUGGAUGAGAAGAGCGGCAGCUUCGUCGGCGACCUCAGCAGUUACUGCAACAGGGAAGUAUACAAUAAGGAGAAUCUUUUCAACAGCCUGAACUAUGAUGUUGCAGCCAAGAAGAGAAAGAAGGACAUGUUGAACUGCAAAACCAAAACUCAGUACUUUCACCAAGAAAAAUGGAUCUAUGUUCACAAAGGCAGUACUAAAGAGCGCCAUGGUUACUGCACGUUGGGAGAAGCUUUCAACAGGCUGGACUUCUCAACUGCCAUUCUGGAUUCCAGGAGAUUUAACUACGUCGUACGGCUGUUGGAACUGAUAGCAAAGUCACAGCUCACAUCCCUGAGUGGCAUUGCCCAAAAGAACUUCAUGAACAUUUUGGAAAAAGUGGUACUGAAAGUCCUUGAAGACCAGCAGAACAUUAGACUAAUAAGGGAGCUACUCCAGACCCUCUACACGUCCCUGUGCACGUUGGUGCAAAGAGUUGGCAAGUGCGUGCUGGUGGGGAACAUUAACAUGUGGGUGUACCGCAUGGAGGCGAUUCUGCACUGGCAGCAGCAGCUGAACAACAUCCAGAUCACCAGGCCUGCCUUCAAAGGCCUCACCUUCACCGACCUGCCUUUGUGCCUGCAACUGAACAUCAUGCAGAGGCUGAGCGACGGGCGAGACCUGGUCAGCCUGGGCCAGGUGGCCCCCAACCUGCACGUGCUCAGCGAGGACCGGCUGCUGUGGAAGAGGCUCUGCCUGUACCACUUCUCCGAGCGGCAGAUCCGCAAGCGAUUAAUUCUGUCGGACAAAGGACAGCUGGAUUGGAAGAAGAUGUAUUUUAAACUUGUGCGGUGUUACCCACGGAAAGAGCAGUAUGGAGACACCCUACAGCUUUGCAAACACUGUCACAUUCUUUCCUGGAAGGGCACUGACCACCCGUGCACGGCCAACAACCCGGAGAGCUGCUCCGUCUCCCUCUCCCCCCAGGACUUUAUCAACUUGUUCAAGUUCUGAAUCGCAGCACGUGCCAGCGCUUCAGAAGGGGUUCCCCGAUUGGAUGGUUGGGGAUACAGAGUUUGGACACUUCAUUUGUAAAUAGUGUACAUUGGAAACAUUGGCUCAAAGCUUCUGCGAUAGGUCACGGAGAGGACGCUGGAGGGGAGAGACGCAGUCGCUGGCUGGGGAUCUAGGAGUGUGGACUUCCCGUUAGGAUUGGCAUGGAAAAACAGAAAUACUGUAAAUAAACUUUUUUCUCCCCCCUAACAAUUUGCCAGCAAGACUGUGAGGGCAGGGGUUCUGUGUCGUCGGUGAAAACGGAAUUCUCUUGGUGGUCACUGGAACUCCCGUGGAGUUCCCCAGAGAUGUGGAAGAAGGCAAACGUCGAAUACAAGACAGCACACGCUUUGUUUACAAUGUGAAAAUUUGUUUUAAAAAAGAAACAGAAAGAAGAAAACCUACAGAUGAGAAGUCCCUGGGCUUUUGGCUUUGAUCUUGGGUUAGCUUUGUAAAGGCAGCGAAGUAGCAGCCACUGUCAACCCGCACGGGCGCGCGAGGGGCCUCAUCUUACGAAGAUACCACACAAUAGUCUACCUCGGAAAGCAGGCAGUGUCUGUUCUCCUCCUUCUCCAUCCUAGGAAGAGGAUUUGCAGCGGGAAAGGAUCUGGGAGGCAGUCCUCACUGUGUUCCUUUGGAGGGGCAUCUUCGGAGUUGCCUCUGUUCUAGAACAACCCCAAAACACGUAGGUCUUUUAUCCUCUCGUGUCAUGGCUCGUUCCGGGCAACCCAAGGCCGAUCACAAACCGUCCCAGAGAUGUCCUGCCACAGAAAAGAUAGAAUUCGUCACUCCAUAGCUGUGAAGACUUUCCUAUUCCUGUUUAACUUCUCGGUGUGUCUGCUUCCCGGGGUAUCUUCAUGGAUAAGCGUAAGCGUAUCUCUGUGGACGGGUCGGAGCCAGAGUGCUGAUAGAGGCUGGUGAAGGAGGUCUGACAUGUCAGCGAAAUGUGCUACCGGCUGCCCUUCCUCUUGGCGGGUGAUGAGCUGAGUUUUCUUUUCUUUAUGCCCCACAUCUAAAGGUGGUCAGUCUGAGCUAGGGCUUCUUACGAGGGUGAUAACAUAAAGCCUGGAGUUCCAGCCAGACAGGGAACAGAAGUGCUUAGAGUUCAUCCUAAACAUGCUUUGUACCCCAGGGGAUCUGCUAGGCCACUACCAGCGGGUCACUGUGUGGGAGAAAGGAAAUCUCAGGAUGUAAUGGGUUUACUGUCAAAUAUUCCUGGGAGGGAAUGGGGGGUGUUUUUGUUUUUUACUUUUUAUAGAACUUUGCUUUUCUACAACAAUGUACAUAUUUUUGCCAUUGUGUUUGCUUUGCCUUUUUUUUGGUAAAUAAAGUUGCCACCCUGCAUGUGCUUGGAAAAUAAGUGAAGCAAAAUAGGAACUAGGUUCACAUUCACGCUGAGGAUCAGUGCGUCCUUGUGGGUUGAGGUUGGGGUGACCUGAAGAGGGGAGGACGGUUAGACGUGUACAGAAACAAGCCCGGGGACCAGCUAAUGAUGCAGGCCCCUUCGCAUCCUUCUCUCGACACGCAACUCACGCAAUUGGAAAGAGAAGCCGACUGUUCAUCAAUGCUCCUCAUUUUGCAAAGUUUGUGCCUACACCAGGGUUUCUCAGUAAUUUUUCAUGAUCACCCUCCAAGAAGAAAACACUAAAUUGAAUUUAAAUUCUCCCUAAUGAGAAAAAUUAAAUAGCAAACAAUAAAAUCUUGCUGGGUAAGACUGGGCGUUGGAGUGCCACAGAUCAUUGCAAUACUGGGAGGUGUCUUUUGCUCUCCCGUCCCCACCAAAUCAAGGUCCCGUUGAGAAGGCAGGGCCUACACUGUGGAAUUAAAAGGCUUCCGUGAUUUAGACAGCUUUUCUCAAAUGUCUCGGCUUUCUUUAAGAUGUCGGGUGGAGCUCUGGAGCCUUGGACUGUCUAUAAUUUUAGGGUGAGGUGUUCAUGGCCUUCCACAUCUUCCCACCGAUUCGUGACCUCUGCCCCUUCGUGUUGAUCAAGGUGGGGGAGCUCCUGGGCACCUUCAGGUUGGCAGUCCCAGAAAUGCCACCUGAUCUGAACUAUCGGCACAAAGCUGGCGAGCCAGCCUCGGGUGGGCUGUCUGAAAUGUUUGUGACUGGUCCUCGUGCCCCAGGCAGCAAGGUGCACGUGUGCAGAGUGACCCCUACAAGCGACAGGGUUACGGUUUUCUGAGCUGUUCGCCUGUGGCGCCUCUGGGCUCUCCCAUCCCCUCUGGCGUCACUGGAGGGGGUGUGCAGCAGAGUCCAGGGAAAUUUUUAAGGAAAACGAAACCCACACACGUGGUUCUCUUUCCUUGGAAGAGGAGAAUAAGAAGGAAAUGGCAGGUGGAGAGGGAGAGGGAGAGGAAUGGGAACGGCAUCUCUCUGAAGCGGGCGCAGUGAGGGGAUGAGCACAGCGUUCCGAGCACUGUGGGCGCCACGUGGUGGGGUGACACGUGACCGGAGCCUCACAGAGAAGAAAAGACAGGUCAAAAGAAAAUUCGUGUUCCCUGGGCAUUAAUCAUCUAGAACAUGUCUAGACAAACCCUCCCGGGACAACAUGCCCAUAGAGAACAAAAACACAGAAUCCCUGUCUCAGAACUGCUGGUCUAAAACCCAGAAGGGACAUGACCGUGGAAAUUGCUGGAAGAGACAGAACACUCUACUCCCUUUGCUGUACUCAGCGACCCCCACCCCAACCCUAUGGCGUAGCAUUUGAAACUGAUGAAUUCACUUGAACUACUACAAAAUGCAAGAGUUUUGUCCAGGGUAGUGUGAGCAAAUCCACAGGGGUGUUAUCCUUUAUUCCAACUCAACGGUGUAUGAGCAAUGAGCCUAGAGUUUCUUGACAAUGAAGUACAACAACAUUUGAGGGGAGGAGAACACGCGGAGCUUAGGAGUGUUCUCAGUAUAGCAUGAUCUGGAAAAAAGUCUAAUGACGUCUUAAACUAGAGUGUGUUAUUACUCAGUGCUGUUACUUUGAGCAGAUGGAUCAGUCGCGUGGGAGGGCGAGUGACAGAAACUUCAAGGUGUCAGUUAUGCGAUGACAUUUGUUUAGUGAUGAUCAAUUUUAUCUUGGAGUGGCUCCGAAAAUAUUUUAGAUGAGCUGGGUCUAUGCUGCAAAACUACACAAGAGCAGCCUUUACUUGGAUGGUGAAGUAAAACAAGGGUGUAUUGCAUUAUUGCCACAGUUGUCAUUUUUAUGGACUCAAAACCUUUUUCAUUAGCAGAGGAUCCUUGCUCCUGUCACUUUGGGUGCAGAGAAAGAGUCUGGAGUUUCAUUUGUCUGAGCAAGUGGUAUGAUGUAUAGGAAGGUCAAUCAUUUCAAGACAUGUUUAACGGUGUAUCAUCCUUAGCGCUCAAUACAAUGUUUAUCAUAAAAUAUGCACCUGAGUUUAUAUUUUUCUACCAGGCUGUAGGGCAGUAAUGUCUUGCUAUGCAAACACUCUGUUUUAUGCGUGAAUUUUUUUAACUGUAAUUUUAUGUGUGAUUUUUUCUAACUAUAUCAUCAGUUUCCAUGUUGACAUCUGUUGUUUUGUGUGUGUGUGUUUUUAAUCUGUUUCCAACUCUCUGAGUCUGUGAACCAUCCCUUCUGACUGGAUGCUGGCCUAAAAUCCUAUUAGUGUUUAAACAGACCUCAGAAACACCCUGAACCUCUAGGCAGAUGCAGGCAUGUGACUCUUUGAUAUAUCUUUGGGCCCUUGAUGUCUUCAACAAACAAGAUCGUAAUUCCUUUAAACUCGUUUUCUGUAGAUGCUUUCUUCUCUGUUUUGUUAAGGAAAGUAAACCCCCCAUGGUUUUCCAAGUGAAGGAAAUUCUUACCCAAGACUUUAGUGCUGGAAGGGAAGUUAGAGAUGUUGGAGUCUGGUACUUCCUUUGCCUUUUAAGAUAAGGUAGUUAGGUUCAGAAUAUUCAGGGGACAUGUCUCUGCCCUCUUGGUACUCAGUGGUGGACCUGAACAUAAACCUGGGACUUUCUGAGGCCUUGACUCUGUGCCCCCAGCCCCAACACCUGGAGACACAUGACACCAACCUAAUUCUUCUCAAGACCUUCCCUGUGGAAAGCGAGCGUGAGGGUCCAGUGUUGGGCGUCCAGCCAUUAACUUUUCCAAACGUUUCAAGUGCCUGAAUCUUCCUGGAGAAAUUCAGGAGCCACUUAAUAUUUUUACAGACCUCUGACUGUUGUGAGUACAGCAUUCUAGUGAGCGCAACCUGCUGGCCAUAAAGUAAGCAGCAUGUUUUGACAAAUUCAUUUUUUCCAUGGGUAUGUACGUUUAAAUUACAAAGGUGGCCCUUAGGACAGAUAAUGGCGAAGUAGCUUGCUUUCUAGAAACUGAGGUUCUGAAGAUUACCAAGAGACAUUUCCUCUCCCCUUACUAAGAGGUACAUUUAAUCCAUCCCCUCCAUGUCCCUGUCCUCGAGUACCAGCGGUGGAUCCAUCCUGUGAGCUUCUCUCCCACGGCAGUUUGCUCUCUGCUAAACCUCAUCUCUACUAAGCACGAGGGGAUUCUUCCAUGAGGCAGCAAGGAGCAAGGAACCACAAUAUUCAAGACUCUGUCUAUGGGACAUUUUCAAAGCAUCCUUGAGCUCACUCAGCAAACAAAACGUCCUGAAAAAUCAACCUUAGGCCCUGCUCCAUUUGGCCAAAAAUGGAUGGCUGCUCCAAAACUCUGAACUUCUUGAAACUCCAUCUGCUACAUUACUUCUCGAGUUUGAACGUGACUUGUUCUGUCUUUGAGGAUAGAAGUGUUUGUUUAAUUAACGACACACAAGUCUGUUCGACAGAAGGCUCCAAGAUGUGCUCUAUCCUUGGCACUCCUGGUGCCAUCUUUAUUCCACCAAGUGCCAAUCACCCUGGCUACAGGGAGUAAUUCAAGUCCAUGUCCUGAGCUUAGAGUCUUUACCUUUUUAAUGAAAAACAGUAGAGAGGGUUGAACAUUGUAACUAAAAGUGUAAGAUCAGACCAAUUACAUGCAAACGUGUUUAUUUAAUAUUGUAUGAGCUGAGUCCAUCUGUGGGAGUUAUUUGCACACUUAUCUUGCAUGAUGAACUGACUUUUUUAUAGUUGUUUGUACCAGACGGUGGCAUAUUUUUGUAAAAAUUUUUGACACUGAAUUGCAAUAAAUGUUUUUCCAACAACA